Molecule: messenger RNA, 309 nt
Organism: Aaosphaeria arxii CBS 175.79
Lineage: Eukaryota; Fungi; Ascomycota; Dothideomycetes; Pleosporales
Exons: 1
Coding region: 1-309 (102 amino acids)
Source: RefSeq, a predicted model, not a curated record
AUGACUCCCCCAAAGCGCGCUCUCUUCUCUCUGAACAUCAGCUCAAACGCCGAUCACAUCUACCAACGUGUCGAAGACCGCAACACAGACGGAAAAGACCGUGUCCAAGUUCGCGAGCACAACGACCCUCUAGUCGGACAGACCAACCUCGAGAUCCUGACACGCCCUUUCGAGAAGGAAGUCAAGAGAUCCGUAGAACGAAUCGUAGACGGACGCGUAGUCACAGACACGAAGAUCGAACGUAGCGGCUCAGGCAAUAAGCACGUUUCCAACAAAGUCGAAGACAAAUACGACACCAGCGAUCUCUAG